Gryllus bimaculatus (two-spotted cricket) is the source of this 928-nucleotide messenger RNA. The record is from the annotation of a GenBank genome assembly. Lineage: Eukaryota; Metazoa; Arthropoda; Insecta; Orthoptera; Gryllidae.
AUGGGAUUUGGAAUGGCAUUUGGUAGGUACGGCGGUGACGGCAACCUGCUGAACCGGUUCGGCUCGCUGGACGAGCCGGCGCCGUCGUCGGUGCAGCACAGCGGCACCAGCUCGGGCAAGGGCGUGCACUCCUCCGCGAGCUCCAGCAUCGACAGCACGGGCAAGGUCACGUACCACGUGCAGGCCGGCAAGUUCUGAGGAGCGCCACGCCACACGAUACCACGUGACGCUACGCGCCUCCGGCAACGCGGAGAAGAGCUGAGGAGGAGGUCCGGCCGGGAGGGGCUGGGCACUGCUCUCUUCACGGCCUUGCAUCUUGGGUGGAUGCAUCUUUCCCAUAGAUUGAUGUGUGCAUUCGUCUAAGAACUCCGUUCGGUCUUGUGUGUCACUCCGUUAUUCUUUGGUCCUCAUUUUUUCUCUUUCUUCUCACAGUAUAAGUAAAUAAAUUCUCUAGUUAACAUUUCCUGUUUUUCGUUAUAUAAGACCCAAAAAUGUGAGGUUUGUAAUUGAUAGCUUUGAAUUAAAGUCUGAAAGACUGAGAUCUGAACAUGAUAAAAUUAAAGAUCAUUGAAAGCCGUUUUAAUUCAUGUUUUCAUGGAACCACACACGUGUGAAUAUUCGCAUGGCUCUAAAAAUUAUAUUUAGUUAUUGAUUAACGGAAAAAUUUCAGUCUCUCAGACGAGAAUGUGAAAACGAAACCGAAUUCGAAGAAGUCUUCAAUAGAAAAAAAAAUCGCUCGGUGACAUGCCACUGUAAAUAAUAGACAGUGAAGAUUGAGAAUCCUCUCCUGAUCCAUCAGCGACCCGCCUCUCUUCGUUUGCCGAAGUUGCUCGCUCGUCAGUGGCCCGUAGCCCAUUGUAAAUUUCGCUCUCGCGCCGCCACUUUCAAUUUCUGUCAGUGGUGGCGGCGGCGGCGGCCGUGUUCAGAG